AUGAGCCUUGACCAAAAAGCUGUUGUGAUUAAUGCUACUUCUAGUGGUGAAGGUGUUGAUAACUUGGGCAUGGCUCUAGUUGAAAAUAGAGACGACUAUGUUUAUACCUUAGUCUUAACCAUUUUGAAACAUUUUAAUGGUAGAUGUACCAACCAGUAUGAGACUGUUCGUACUCUGUUAAAUGGUCUACGUUGUAGAACCUUGGGAGAAUUCAGAUGGUAUAAAGAUAGUUAUAUGUGUAGGGUGAUGGAAUUACCCGAAAACAAUUAUGAGCAUUGGAAAGCUAAGUUUAUAGAUGGCCUUCCCCCUUUAUUUGCCGAAAGAUUAUCUAGACAGCUUAAGAUGGAUAAGCUUAGAGAAAGAUCUCAGCUGGGAGAUUUUUGUACCCAGUUCGGUUUACCAGAUACUUCUGCUAAUAGUAAGAAGAAGAAACAUAGAGAUUCUAGAGACUCCAAUCCUGACAAACCUUAUAGGAAGAAGAAGUCUAGAUACAGAUCUAAGGAAGAACGCGACGCUAGAAAGGCUUUGCCACCUAACUGCAAGCUUGAAAAGAUGAAAACCUUAGAACUUGAGGAAGAAGUUCAUGAAAAGGUGUAUAGUUUCUUAUACACUUCUGGUUCUGACGAUGAUUAUGCUUCUUAUUCAAGUUUUGAAGAAGAGUUUGAUUUGAUUGAUUUAUCCGAUAGUAAUCAGCAUGUGCCUUUUGGAAUCGAAAAAAAGCAUAUUCUUACUCUUUCAUAUGAAGUUGAUUUCUCUGAGAAUGAUAUUCCUACUAAAUCUUGUCCUUAUCAGAUGAACACCGAGUUGGUAGAAUUCUGCAGAAAGGAAAUUGAUAAUUUUUACAAAAGGAUUUGA
This is a messenger RNA of Solanum stenotomum, 855 nucleotides long. RefSeq lists its product as uncharacterized. NCBI's taxonomy places the organism in Eukaryota, Viridiplantae, Streptophyta, Magnoliopsida, Solanales, Solanaceae. The transcript is spliced from 4 exons. The record is from RefSeq and is a predicted model, not a curated record. Bases 1 to 855 code for a protein of 284 amino acids.